CGGGCUAUGUGUGCUGGUAUUGAACUUGAUAGGGUUUUAAUCAAACUUCUUAUUUCGGUGAGCGUCUCACUAGGAAUCUACCUCGUCUUCGCCUUUUUCCAGCUCAACAAAAGAAAAAAUCACUUUACUGGUAGUCUAGAAGAGGAGAUCUUCACCACUGAAAACCCCAGUGAGACAAGAACUGAUAAGAAAAUGUUGCGAGGAUCUAAGCACCAUGAUGCCCAGACUCUGGGAAUUGGCAAAGCUAUUGCAGUACUUACAUCAGGAGGAGACGCUCAAGGGAUGAAUGCAGCUGUACGAGCGGUGGUGAGAGUGGGAAUUUACACAGGCGCCAAAGUCUUCUUUGUACAUGAGGGUUACCAAGGACUGGUCGAUGGAGGUGAGAACAUUCGAGAAGCCACUUGGGAAAGUGUCUCAAUGAUGUUGCAGUUGGGCGGUACAGUAAUAGGAAGUGCUAGAUGUCAGGAUUUCCGGAGCCGAGAGGGCCGCCUUAAGGCAGCAUGCAACCUAAUCAAAAACGGGAUUACCAAUCUUUGUGUCAUUGGUGGAGACGGCAGCUUGACGGGAGCAGAUACUUUCAGAGCAGAGUGGAGCGGACUGCUUGCUGACCUGGUUAAAGCAGGAAAAAUUACUUCUGAUGAAGCCGCCAAGUCUAGUUACCUAAAUAUUGUUGGGCUGGUGGGCUCCAUUGAUAAUGAUUUCUGUGGAACCGAUAUGACAAUCGGAACCGAUUCCGCUCUUCACAGAAUUAUGGAGAUAGUGGAUGCCAUUACUACAACAGCACAAAGUCACCAAAGGACCUUCGUCCUAGAAGUGAUGGGCCGGCACUGCGGGUAUUUGGCUUUGGUAACUGCACUUGCAUGUGGAGCAGAUUGGGUCUUUAUUCCCGAAUCCCCACCAGAAGAAAACUGGGAAGAACAUCUUUGCAGAAGACUGAGUGAGACCAGAGGCCGCGGAUCAAGGCUGAAUAUUAUAAUUGUUGCUGAAGGGGCCAUUGACCUGAAUGGUCAACCUAUCACAUCAGAGGAUGUUAAAAAACUAGUUGUGAAGAGUCUUGGCUAUGAUACAAGAGUCACCGUCCUAGGACAUGUCCAGCGUGGUGGAACACCUUCAGCCUUUGAUAGAAUUCUGGGAAGUCGCAUGGGAGUUGAAGCUGUGAUGGCCUUGUUGGAAGGAACACCAGAUACACCAGCUUGUGUGGUCAGUUUGUCUGGGAAUCAAGCAAUCCGCUUGCCUUUAAUGGAUGUGUUCAAGUGGUAA
This is a messenger RNA of Bufo gargarizans (Asiatic toad), 1260 nucleotides long. RefSeq names its product ATP-dependent 6-phosphofructokinase, muscle type-like. The transcript is spliced from 12 exons. Bases 7 to 1260 code for a protein of 417 amino acids. The record is from RefSeq and is a predicted model, not a curated record. Gene Ontology annotation, molecular function: ATP binding; monosaccharide binding; fructose-6-phosphate binding. Gene Ontology annotation, cellular component: membrane; 6-phosphofructokinase complex. Gene Ontology annotation, biological process: fructose 6-phosphate metabolic process; fructose 1,6-bisphosphate metabolic process; canonical glycolysis. Lineage: Eukaryota; Metazoa; Chordata; Amphibia; Anura; Bufonidae.